UUCUCACACACACCUUAAACAGCGCACAUGGCACUGGAACACCUGAACACGUCAACUUAGCCUGGCAACAAACUGUGGGAAUACGCUGAAUAAGCACUGCUUUUAUUCAAAACAGGAUUAAUUGGGGAAAAAAAACAACACAAAAACAACACAUUGCUUCUACUGCUUUUGAAGAACUGCUGGAUUUGGACUCAAAGAAAGUGAGUUUUUUUCUAAAAGGAUUUUCUGUUCCCACUGUACCAGGUUCAAAUUUGUUCUCUCGUCCGUGGAAGUUUGGUCAGUGCACACACGCGCUCCAUGACAAUGCCAGUGGUCAAAGUGGAGAAAGACUCUCCCGCAGACACUUUGUCUGACUCCAACUCUGCACCACAGACAGAGGAGCAGCCCCGGGGGCGCAGGAGGAAGAGACCUCUCCAGCGGGGGAAGCCCCCUUACAGCUACAUCGCACUCAUAUCCAUGGCCAUCGCAAACUCACCUGACCGCAAACUCACCCUGGGGGGCAUCUACAAAUUCAUCACAGAGCGUUUCCCCUUCUACAGAGACAAUUCAAAGAAAUGGCAGAACUCCAUCCGCCAUAACUUGACUCUCAAUGAUUGUUUUAUCAAGAUUCCUCGAGAGCCGGGGAGGCCUGGAAAGGGCAACUACUGGGCUUUAGAUCCAAAUGCCGAGGACAUGUUUGAGAGCGGCAGCUUCCUGAGGCGGAGGAAGAGGUUUAAGCGAUGCGACUUGACCACCUAUGCCACAUAUGUGCAUGAGGCGCCAGUUUUUUCUCCUGUCCAGAUCGCCAGGUCAGCUGCAUAUCCCACCUCAGUGUACCCAAACAUGACGGUCAGUCCAGCCUACGGGCAACAGCUUCAUUCUACAUACUACUCCUCCUCAUCACCGUCUGGGUUCGGACCAAGUCAGACUCGCAUGUUCAGCAUCAAUAAUCUCAUGGGACACCCGACUCCGGCCAGCAUGCUGGGAGGUCAAGGGCCAGAGGUGAUGCAGCAACCCAACAGGAGCUUCAGUCCAGAGGGGCUUCCAAAUGGGUCCACUCACUGCGGCCAGGGGGCCCCAGCUUACCAGGGCCAAACAUGUGGAGGACCCAUGGUCUCUCGCUCCUCUACACUUCCUGGGUUCACUUACCCCACGCCGAAUGUCCACCCACACCACCAUGGCCACCAGGGCUCAUACGGACAGGGCCACACCCAGGGGUACACAGCAACGGGACGCCUCCAUGUCUCAGCACAUGGAGGCGCAGAGUCCGUGGACCAUUACGACCGGAUCUCCCCAGUGCAGCUGGGGUCCAUCUCUCCAUAUAACAGUGCUGCAGGUCCCAUGGGCAACCCCGGGUCUUACCUGAGACACCCCACAUACCCGGGGAAUAUAGACAGGUUUGUGUCAGCCAUCUGAAAAACUGAGACUGGAGAUCCCAGCAUCUUACUGACCUCUUACAAGAACACCAGAGACUCAAGACAGCAAGAAGUGAGCCAGAAUGUCUCCACACAAACAUGUUUGUCUUUGUUUAUGACUACACAAAGCAGAGUGAAUACACACAAACUUUCCCAACACAACUGUGAUUAAUACUAUUAAUGCUCUAGUGCAUUUAUUUCAGCACGGAGGGUAAUUACCUCUGCCAAGAAAGUCCCGUUUUUGGUUGCAUGUGUCUGUGAGAAGCAUAACAUACAAAGUAUAAGAGACUGAUUUUGAUUUUUAAAAACAAAUAAUAAUAAUAACAAUAAUAAUAAUAAGGAAGCAAUGAUGAUGUGAUAUCCAAAUCAGGACUUGAGUGUAUGAACACUACAGGAAACUUUGACAGAGGUUUUGUGCUUGGAGUGCUUUCUUUAAUUUACUUUUACUUCAAGCUUUAAUGUUGGUAUCAAGUGUCAAGGUUUCUUCACAGCAUUCUAGAAUGUAAAACUCAUCAGUUUUUUUUAUGUGUGGUUGUGAGCUUUUUUUGUCGUGACUUGAAUGUACAAGUUUAAUAUUCACGUUGCCAAAAUGUUAUUCUAAAUUAUUGUUCUCUGAUCAUAGGCUUUGCAUUUUAGUGUUGCUUGUAUGAAGAACGUCAGCUUUAUUUUCUAUUUUAUUUUUCAUGUAUGUGUCGCUAAAUGAAAAUGCAUAUCAGGUUACGUUCUUUUUGGAAAUAAAACUAAUAUAAAAACAAAGAAAAACUUCUUUUUAAUUAAUGAUUACGUUUGUGUACCAAAAUAUCUUUCCAUCAUUUUUCAUGCCCCAAGAGAUUAAUCAUAGCGAGAUUAAAUCAGUUGUAAUCUCAGAAUGAAAUAUUACAUACAUAUUUGUAAACUUCAGUUCAGAUCCAGACACAGUGCUACCAGGAGAGAACAUGUUCGGUUUGUGUUUGCACGGCUUUCUUCACUUUGUCAGUUCAGCAGGUUUCAAGUGUUGUCUGGAGCCACAGCAUUCGCAGUAACCGUGACCGGCGCUGAUUAUCAAGCCCAGACAUCUACACAGCUCUUAGGAACAAUCUGCCAGUGGGACCGUAAUAUAAGAAGCUCUCGCACAAUUCCGUCCCAUUGCAAUUAAAAUACUUAUUAUAUAUAUACUAAUUAUUUUCCAUCAGAAAAUAAGCUUUGUUCGCAGUUAAGUCUGGAUGUUCUACGAUGCUUUUUUUUACCCAUUUCUUUAGACCCACUUAACAUUACUGUGCAUUUAAUU
Messenger RNA from Solea senegalensis (Senegalese sole), 2661 nucleotides. RefSeq names its product forkhead box E1 (gene foxe1). The record is from RefSeq and is a predicted model, not a curated record. The transcript has a single exon. Bases 298 to 1395 code for a protein of 365 amino acids. Gene Ontology annotation, biological process: regulation of transcription by RNA polymerase II; cell differentiation; anatomical structure morphogenesis. NCBI's taxonomy places the organism in Eukaryota, Metazoa, Chordata, Actinopteri, Pleuronectiformes, Soleidae. Gene Ontology annotation, molecular function: DNA-binding transcription factor activity, RNA polymerase II-specific; RNA polymerase II cis-regulatory region sequence-specific DNA binding.